AUGACACCCACGUUGGCAUUGGGACUCCCGCAAUCUUAUAAUCACGGAUUGGCCUUAAAGGAGGCUGCACUGGUCCGACGGCGUCGCGCUAUCAUAGGCGUGAUAAUUACUGCGCUAUGCCUGUGCGUCAUGAUAACGUGGCACCUGGUCAUGCAGCUGCCUACGUCGAGAUCGUCUGGGGAAGUGGCGUCUCCGCAUCGUAUGCUACACCAGACGAACUUGACUGACGUGAAACAGUCGCACAGUCUCCAGUACCCAAAGCAGCUAGUCGAUGAGCACCAGCACACCGUGCAAGAUCAGAGGGAGACGCGCGGUUUCCACGACGAAAAACAGAUCGUGAUGGUGCUGGCUCAUUACCAGAACAGCAAUGCAUGUGCCCAGUCUCUCAUUGAUGCACGUGCAAAAGCAUACCUUGCGUCAAGGGUCCACUUUCGCGUAUUUGAGGAGCUAUAUCUGAACCAGGAACCGACAUGCGUGCAACGGUACUGUGAGCUUAAGUCUACGGACUGCAAGGAAUUGCUGCGAUCUGGGCAGCUUCGUGCGCAAAAAAGGGAUGCGUCCGGGGCACUUGGAUUUACUGUUGCUCGAUAUGUGGCCGAGAGUUUGGUGGAGCGUAAAUUUGCGAACGAUUUUUAUAUGUCAAUAGAUCCAGCGAUCGUCGUGUUUACGGAAAAGUGGGACAUUGAGCUACUUAAACAGUGGUAUAGUGUGGGUAAUGAUAUGGCUAUUCUGAGCAUUGCACCCAGGGCCAUUGAAUCACGCAAUUUGAGUAAUGCUACCGUGCUUGUGCAAUGCUCAGCACGCAUCCAUUCCAAGUCUUUUGAUGCAGUGGUCGAGUUUAACGCACCUGAGCCAUUACCACGUCAAGGAGCUGCGCUGUAUUCGCCCGUUUUGCAGACCCAGUAUUCUGAACUAUUCCAUUUCGGCCCGAUUCAUGCACUUUUUGAUGUACGCUCGGAUCCCCAUACCCCGCUCAUCUUAGUUGGGUACGAAUACGCGCGCGCAACACGUUUCUGGACUCGUGGGUACGACUUUUAUGCUCCGAACAAAGACGUUGUUUUUGCUCGAUAUCAGUGGAAAGAUGCUCCGUUUCCAAAGGCUUUGGGUCCCACUAACGGCGACAUAGAACAGUGGCGUCAGCGCAGAUCAGAUACGGCCACUCGUCGUAUUCGGAGGCUCCUUGGGUUGCCUGUAUCGGUUCUGGAUGGGCAGCUGGAACAAUUUGAGACUUAUGCCUUGGGCAAUCUACGAUCUAUGGACGCUUGGCAACGAUUUUCGGGAGUAAAUCCUCGCGCAGCUUACAAUGAAUCCACGACUAAUCAAUUUUCACUCUGCGCCGCAAUUGCCAACAACCAAGUGCAAUAUGUACGUUACUCACUUAACAAGACCUGA
Messenger RNA from Plasmopara halstedii, 1392 nucleotides. Its product is annotated as Glycosyltransferase, GlcNAc. The transcript is spliced from 2 exons. The record is from RefSeq and is a predicted model, not a curated record. Lineage: Eukaryota; Oomycota; Peronosporomycetes; Peronosporales; Peronosporaceae. Bases 1 to 1392 code for a protein of 463 amino acids.